This is a messenger RNA of Talaromyces proteolyticus, 2657 nucleotides long. RefSeq names its product Alpha/Beta hydrolase protein. Bases 325 to 2643 code for a protein of 772 amino acids. Gene Ontology annotation, molecular function: triacylglycerol lipase activity; sterol ester esterase activity. Gene Ontology annotation, cellular component: cytosol. Gene Ontology annotation, biological process: triglyceride catabolic process. The transcript is spliced from 3 exons. The record is from RefSeq and is a predicted model, not a curated record. Lineage: Eukaryota; Fungi; Ascomycota; Eurotiomycetes; Eurotiales; Trichocomaceae.
GGAAUAGCCACUGGUUGGCACUAUGCUCAUGUAGAGUGGGUAGUAUUACUGUAUUAGGGGCGGUUCCUUCCUUUUAUUUUUGCAUGUGAUCAAACCCAUCCUCAGCCUUGACGGGCAGAGUUGAGGUAAACGGUCCUUCAAUGGGCUUCAGUCAACCCACUAUCAUCCUCUCCCUCUUAGUAUUAUCAUCACGCUACUCUUUUCAUACUACCAUCAUUUUAAACCCCUUGAUCCUCGGAUCUCCUUUACCGGUAGUGCAUCACGGCAUGUGUUAAUUAUUGCGGUCGCAUUUAUCCUUGUCGUAAUCAAGUACGCCUUUCCGAAAUGAUUGACCACGUCCUGGGUCGUCCAUCGACCCAGUUCCGGAAAAUCCAGGUGUUCACGGUCGUGCUGUUCUGGUCUUUAUACCUCUUCAAAGGCAACAACCAUGGCCCACCCGGCCUCCGCGCUCUUUCCAGCAAAUUAUCCAAACGGCUGACCGCCUGGCAAACAAUGGUCAUCACGCUUCUCUGGCUGUACAUCUCACGUAACUUCGCCAAAAUCAUGGGAUUCGAGAGCCCCGAGCCACUGGCAAACCUGUACUCGCGUUCCUACUUCCGUGCCACAUGGAUCACCACGGCGCUCGACGCGGGCUUCUGGACGGCCAUGAAAAUCAAGCCAAACUGGCUCAAGGACAUCGCCUCGAUAGUAUUCACGCUAUACUACCUGAUCGCCGCGGAACAAGCGGAUGAUAAAGUGCGGCGUGUGCGGGCGACGCUGACAGUCGAGCAUCUGCGCGUUUCCUGGAAUAAGCCCACCACGCCGUACCUGGCGCUGUUGAGUAGCACGAUACGACCACGGUUCAUGAGGAACCCACCACGGGAGAUACGGAUUCCGCGGCCAAGGGGCUCGUCGUAUCGAGAGCCGGUUAAUGCAUGGCUAUAUUUUGAUGGGUCAUUAGCAGAGCUUAGAGCGCAGAGACAGCUGGUGCUGGAUGUUCCUGGAGGCGGGUUUGUGGCUAUGAACCCGCGAACCGCGGAUGAUAGGCUGUUGGCGUGGGCAGGGAAGACAGGGGUACCAGUGCUGAGUGUGGAUUAUAAAAAGGCGCCGGAAUACCCAUAUCCAUAUGCUCUCAACGAAUGCUUUGAUGUAUACCAGUCGAUCGUCAUUAGCCGUGGCCGAUGUGCGGGUCUGAAUGGGAAGAGUCGUCCGCAUAUCAUCGUUUCGGGGGAAAGUGCUGGUGGAAACCUGGCCACGGGGAUGACUAUUAUGAUUCUCCAGUCUGGAAGGACUGAGACUCGCAGAUGGCAAGGCGAGACCCCACUUCCACCUCCAGAUGGGCUUGUGUUGGUGUAUCCGUCGCUGGACAUGAAUAUCGGUAGUUGGAUGACCGAGGAACAGAUGUCGUUGAUUCAGGAUAGAGGCAUGCGCAAGACCAACGAAAAUGUGUUGCGUCGGAAAAGCGAGGAUUAUAGCCGCCUGACACCGUCCUCGUCUCACUCUGACAAGACCUCUUUUCCAGGCUUGGACCUCGAACCAAGAAAACCAGAAGCUGCACCUCCAACAAAAGACGAGCCCCUCCCACCCCAACUCGCUGACAUACAACCGUACCAAAUCAAAACCCGAAUCGCCGUAUCCUCAAUGAUCUCGUACUUUGGUGACCGCAUCCUAACCCCCGAAAUGAUGCGCGCCAUGAUAAUCCUAUACGUUGGUCCACACAACCGCCCCGACUUCAAAACCGACUUCCUCCUCUCCCCCAUCCUCGCACCCGAUGCCAUCCUAGCCUCAUUCCCCAAAACAUAUUUUCUAACUGGCGAACGCGACCCUCUCGUCGACGACACUGUGAUCUUCGCCGGCCGAAUCCGCCAAGCCAAACUACUGCGCUUCCGCGAACGACAAGAGCUCGGACUUGAAAAGUCGCAGGUAUUCUUCAACGAAAAGGAACAUGUCGAAGUGAACCUUGUACCGGCGAUUUCGCACGGUUUUCUGAAUUUCCCAGGCCUGUUUCCGGAGGGAUGGAGACAUAUUAAUAAGUGCGCGAAAUGGAUCCGUGAGUUGUUGGACCAGGCUACGGAAAGAGAGCUCAAAGCAGCCUCCACCACUAUCGGUGAUGGGAUGAUGGGCUCGUUGGGGCAGGAUUUAUAUCUCUCUGGAUUACACGAGGCCGAGAACCCCUCAUACGAGCGCCGCCGAAGUUCAACCGCGGAAUCAUCCGUUGAUGAAGACAGGCCGUUGGAAAUGAGCGUGGGAAAACUCUCGCCUCUCAAAGCGCAGAAACCUUCCUCCUCAUCAUACAUCUCAAAACAAGCAGCGUCCCGAUCAAUUGACGGGCCUCAUCCAGCCGGUAUAAAUACCGAUCAACCCAACCUCCCACCUCAAUCAUCCUUCUCAUCCACCCAGAAACCAGGCCUUCGUCGCUCUUCCCUCAGUGACUCCGCAAAACCAUUCUCCUUCCCGCUCACACUGCCCAAACUGAAAACCAACAACACGGCGGCGGCGCGGGCUACGGAUGCUAGUAACCGGGGGAUCGAGAGCACGACGAGCAUGACAGAGAACGGAUCGACGAUUACAAGGCUGCCGAGUGAGGAGGACUUGAUCGGAAGGAGGAUGAACGGGUUGGCGGGGGGGUUGAUGGGGUUGGGUGAGGGAGCAAGGACGCCGUGACCCUCAACAUCGAC